CUUUCUUCCUCCUACCAUUCUGUCUUCCCUCUCCUCUAACUGUCUUCUCUUCAUUUUACUGCAUCCGGUAAUCACUUCCAUGGAAGCUUCUCUGAUGGCCUCUAGCUUCUGCAAUCCCCAGACUCUGCCUAUCAACAAUCGUGCCAUCAGAAGCGUACAUAGAGCCUUCAUCUUUCAAACCAAGCACGUCCCAAUCACCAGAAGUCACUCCCUCAAGAUCAAAUCGAACGUUCAGAACAAGAUGUAUGAAGAUCAUGAAACAGGGAUUGUCUGCUACAGAAGUGAGGAUGGGGAGCUGAUCUGUGAAGGGCUCGACGAGGGCCCUCGAUAUGAACCACCGGCAAGGAAAGAGUCAAUUAUACAGAGUCGGGAAACUCAGAUCCUCGCUCUUCUUGGACAAAGCCAGAUUGAACUAGUUGAAGGUGUUGAUUUCCUCCACAUAGGAUCAUGCACAUCUCUGCGUGAAGGAGAUCAAGAACGCACCAUUCCUGCUCACUUCUACUAAGCGGUGUGCCUAAAGAGAAACUGCCGGCAAAUAGGUUGUGCAAAAAAGAAACGCUCUUUUGCUCUCUCUUUAGAUCACAGAAUAAAACGCAUGCUGCCAUUGAGAAUUCUCUGUAAAAUGCAGACUUCUUGUUUUGCAUGAAACUUGGUAGUCAAUGCAAUCUUAUAGCAGAA
This is a messenger RNA of Nymphaea colorata (pocket water lily), 678 nucleotides long. RefSeq lists its product as uncharacterized. The coding region runs from base 80 to 505 and encodes 141 amino acids. The record is from RefSeq and is a predicted model, not a curated record. The transcript is spliced from 3 exons. Lineage: Eukaryota; Viridiplantae; Streptophyta; Magnoliopsida; Nymphaeales; Nymphaeaceae.